Lingula anatina is the source of this 1295-nucleotide messenger RNA. RefSeq names its product cytochrome P450 4F2. The record is from RefSeq and is a predicted model, not a curated record. NCBI's taxonomy places the organism in Eukaryota, Metazoa, Brachiopoda, Lingulata, Lingulida, Lingulidae. Gene Ontology annotation, molecular function: heme binding; oxidoreductase activity, acting on paired donors, with incorporation or reduction of molecular oxygen; iron ion binding.
AGCAAUCCAGAGGGAGUUAUGUACCUUUCAUCCCUGACAGAAAAAUAUAAAAAAGCUUUUUGUCAGUGGUUUGGUCCUUUUCAAGCCAGACUUGCUGUUGUCCACCCAGACACAGUAAAGGGUAUCUUACAAACAGCAGAGCCAAAGCCAGGGUUUGGUGGUUACAAUUUACUUUUGGACUGGCUUGGUUGUGGUUUGCUGUUAAGCAGUGGUGAAAAAUGGAAAAGAAGUCGGCGUCUGCUGACCCAUGGCUUUCAUUUUGACGUACUCCAAAACUACGUCAAGAAGUACCAUGAGACUGCUGAAAAAUUAAUGGCCAAGUUUUCCACAGCUGCCCACCAAGGGAACAGUGUGGAUGUAAGCCCCCUGGCAAGCAUGGCUACUUUGGAAGUUAUGAUGAAUUGUGCCUUCUCAUGCAAUACAGAUUUGCUGGGCCAAGGUGAUGAUCACCCAUACCACGAUGCAGUUGUUACCUUAAGUAGGCAUGCAAUGCACAGAUUCUUUCAUCCGCAUCUCUGGUUUGAUUUUGUGUUCUAUCUGACACCUGAUGGAAAAGAAAACAAGCGUCUUUUACAUUAUGUACAUGGUGUAACUGAAAGUAUCAUUGAAAAGAGGAAAGAACAGUUGAAAUCCAAUGUUGGGGGACAAGGAAAGAAACUGGACUUUUUGGACAUACUGCUGAUGGCGAGAGAUGAAAAUGGUGUCAGGUUGUCAGAUUCAGACAUCAGAGCUGAGGCAGACACUUUCCUUUUUAGAGGCCAUGACACAACUGCCAGUGCUCUUGCAUGGACUUUGUACUCCCUGGCUAAAUAUCCAGACCACCAGAAAAAAGUUCAAGCAGAAGUUGACAAUUUGCUUGCUGAAAGAGAGAAUAAAGAAUUUACUUGGAAUGAUUUGCACAAUGGUAUGCCUUACUUGAGUGCAUUUCUGAAGGAGUCUAUGCGUAUGCACUCUCCUGUCCCUUUAAUUGCGCGUACACUGACCCAGGAGCUGACGAUUGAUGGGCAUGUUGUGCCAGUUGGAACAAAGAUUGAUAUCUGCAUCCAUCAAAUGAACCAUAACUCUGUUGUGUUCCCAGACCAUAUGGAAUUCAGACCAGAACGCUUCUUAAACACAGAUGCCAAGAAAACAGACCCCUUUUCCUUUGUUCCCUUUUCUGCAGGUCCAAGGAAUUGUAUUGGACAGAAUUUUGCUAUGAAUGAGCUGAAAGUGAUGCUGGGCAAGACUGUUCAAAGGUAACCAAAAUUAUUGUUUUCAAUAGACUUGCAGUCAUUUCAUUAUUUUUGUCUUUUCCA